Messenger RNA from Fusarium poae, 510 nucleotides. RefSeq lists its product as uncharacterized. Bases 1 to 510 code for a protein of 169 amino acids. Gene Ontology annotation, cellular component: membrane. The record is from RefSeq and is a predicted model, not a curated record. Lineage: Eukaryota; Fungi; Ascomycota; Sordariomycetes; Hypocreales; Nectriaceae. The transcript has 2 exons.
AUGGCUCUCGAUCGUAUUGUCAGCUUGGUCCUGCGAGCGGCAGAGCUGGUCUUUGCGGCUAUAGUCGCUGGCGUCAACGGCGAAUACCUUCACAAUGCCCGCGGCGCAAGCUCAUGGCAACUCGGUCGUUUUAUCUACACCGAGGUCGUUGCCGCGUUGGGCAUACUCUUUUCUCUACUUCUUUUGAUCCCGUUCUCGAGCACUUUUGUCCACUGGCCUCUGGACAUUUUCAUGUCCAUCAACUGGUGGAUUGUAUUUGGUCUUCUCGUCGAUCUUGUCGGCACCUCUUGCGGUCGUGUCUUUGACUGGGACAACGUUCACCCAGUGCAUGGAGACCAGUGCGGAAAGACCAAGGCUGUCAUCGCUUUCAGCUUCCUCUCAGCUCUCCUGUGGCUUGUCUCUGCCCUCGUCGGCUUCUUCUGGGUCAGGAAGAGAGAGCGCACCGCACGAAGAGCCGAAGAUGCCCACCACAACCGUCGCCGAGGCCCUUGGUUCCGCAGCAGAGUUUGA